Molecule: messenger RNA, 966 nt
Organism: Morchella importuna
Lineage: Eukaryota; Fungi; Ascomycota; Pezizomycetes; Pezizales; Morchellaceae
Exons: 2
Coding region: 1-966 (321 amino acids)
Biological process (GO): regulation of barbed-end actin filament capping
Cellular component (GO): nucleus; cytoplasm
Molecular function (GO): protein binding
Source: RefSeq, a predicted model, not a curated record
AUGUUUUCGCAACUCUGGCAGUGGCGCUCCCCAAAAGCGGUCGAGUCAAAACAGGACGCACAACUUACGAAUACCACCCCACCUCCAGCACCGUCCUCCCAGCUCCUCACGCUCCCCAACGAGCUCAUCCUCGAGAUAUCCACCCAUCUCACGACGCCCAAAGACCUCCUCUCUCUUCUCCUCACCACUCGCGCCUUCCCCCCACUCCUCCAACCCAUCCUCACCACCUACGCAUUCAGCUCCCCUACCUACCCUGGCGCCCUCCAGACCGCAGCCCGCACCUCCAACCUCCCUCUCGUCCACACCCUCCUUCGCACCAUCCCCGCACCCACCCACCGCCGCACUCAGUUCACAACAACAAUCGUCGCCCUCCUUAUCUUCCACGGCGCCGACAUCUCCGCCCGCGCCCCCGCAGCCAUAACACCCCUGCAUUACGCCGCCUUCCACAACCUCCCUGAAUGUGCAGCGCUCCUCCUGUCGGCGGGUGCCGACCCCAACGCGGCCGACGCCUUCGGCCGCACACCUCUUCACUGUGCCGCGGCCUCUGGUGCCAGCUCCGUCGUUCGCAUACUCCUCCAGCACGGCGCCGAUGCGCGCGUACGUGACCGGUAUUAUCGCCUGCCGGUGUCGUAUGGUAAUGCGUAUUACCGGCUGGGCUGCACGGCGCAGUUGUAUAAGGCCAUGGGCGAGAAGUGGGCGUAUCCGCCGCGGGUGCAGAUGCGGUGCUUGGUGCUUGAUACGCUGCUGGGGUGGGUGUUUCGGUGUCGCGGGAGGGUGGGGUUUGGGCUGGUGUUGGGGCUGGUGGUGUUGUGGGUUAUACCGGCGGUGCUGCUGGUGGCGGUAGGGAGAGCGUUGAGGGUGGACAGGGCGUGGAUGCUGGGGAGGUGGGCGUUGGGGCUGGGGGCGGGGCCGGAGUGGGGGGAGUAUGGGGUUCGGGGGAAGGAGAUGGAUGAGGAUGAGGAUUAG